This is a messenger RNA of Hemicordylus capensis (graceful crag lizard), 2152 nucleotides long. It is a transcript of the gene TFPI2, whose product is annotated as tissue factor pathway inhibitor 2. The record is from RefSeq and is a predicted model, not a curated record. The coding region runs from base 17 to 916 and encodes 299 amino acids. The transcript has 5 exons. NCBI's taxonomy places the organism in Eukaryota, Metazoa, Chordata, Lepidosauria, Squamata, Cordylidae. Gene Ontology annotation, molecular function: serine-type endopeptidase inhibitor activity.
CCUUCCAGCAAGAGACAUGAAUCACCGAGUCCCUCCUACUACCCGCGGCCGGGAACAUGCGCACAGACUGAGGCAGGAGGCGGCGGGUGCGGGGGGAGAGGUGGCUCGGUGCAUAAAAAGGAGCCGUGAUGGGGCCAAGGGCAACAACGGUCAGAUCUUGCCUCUCGCUCUGGGUUGGCUGCCUCGAUCGCCUUUGCUUGCAUCGACUCACGCAAUGGACCUGAUCUCUGGAAACUCGCGGGGUUUGUUGGUGGCGGCGGCCUCGCUCUUGUUGCUUCUUCUGGGGCAAGUCUGUCCCCAGGAGGUGCUGAAAGAUGGAAGAGAAACCUGUCUGCUGCCACCACUCAAAGGAUCAUGCCGAGCUCUAAUUAGCAGUUGGUACUAUGACAAAUACACACAGACGUGCAAGGAGUUCACAUAUGGGGGCUGUGAGGGGAACGGCAACAACUUCGAGAGUCAGGCAGCCUGUUGGAAAGCUUGCCGGUUGAUCCCAAAAGUGCCCAAAGUCUGCAGACUGGAACCUGAUGUAGGACCAUGUAGAGCUCUAUUCCCAAGAUAUUUCUUCAACAUAUCUUCAAUGACAUGUGAGACAUUUGAAUAUGGAGGAUGUCAUGGAAAUGAGAACCAAUUUGAAGAUAGAAAAUCCUGUAUGGACUACUGCUUGCCUGUGAAAACUGCCCCCUUGCUUUGCUAUAGAGCUAAAGAUGAAGGACUAUGUUCAGCUUCAGUUCCUCGCUUCUUUUACAAUAUAAAGACAAAAAGGUGUGAAGAAUUAAACUAUACAGGAUGUGGUGGAAAUGAAAACAACUUUGUUACUCAGAAGGACUGUUGGAAGGUCUGUCGGAAAGCAGGGAGAAAACCAAGUUUUGAGAGAGUAACUAUUCGGAAACCAAGAAAACCCCAAACAAACGCAUGAGAAGUCUACGUAACCAUGUGAAUGCCACAUACAUGCUGGAAUGUUAUGAAGUUUCUGGACGCACUAUUUUCAUUUAUUGGAAGUGUUACUGUAUAAUGAAUUGUCUGUUAUAUAAUAGCUGUAUGUGAUCAGUUUCUGAAUGUAGCAAGAUGAUCACCUUGAUCCAGUACCGGCAGUUUACACAAUCACCCUUCUGAAUUGUCUCCCAUGUAUACACCUGUGUAAUCUGCUGUGGGAGAUUGAUACCCUAAUAUCCCACAACUAGCUUUCUUUCACAGAUCUUGACAUGGAGGAGUAAACUCCAGAUGCACUGCUAUACACAAGGAUCUUACAGAUUAUGAUUGGUACUGCUCUCUGAUCAUCGCAAGUGAUUUGGGUGGCGGAGAAGACAUUGCUUUCAUAGGCUUGGGGACACAAUAGGGAAGAGAGACCUACCUGUACCUGAAGAUCUAUGGAUCUUAUUUAUGCUGCAUUUUCCCCAAGGUUUUUUUUUUUUUAAAUGUAAAUUAUAUUGUGUAUGGAAAUUGUCCUGCUGUUUUUAGAGAAAGGCUGAACUACUGCAAACAUGAGGCAGAAAUUAUAGAGCUUUUGAUUUUGAUUUUUAGAUAUAGAAUUACCAUACACAUUUGACAUUCUUUCUUUAACUGAUGGGUGGACAAGCUUUUUUCAGGAACAUAGAAAGAACUCAAUAUUGCUGCUAUUAAUACUUCUGCUGUGAAUAUUUCAAGAAGAAUGCAAAGGAUAGGCAUGUCUGAUUAUUGGGGAUGGGUGUGAUUCAUUUAAAUAAGCAAGCAUUACUUGUCCCCUUAGCUAAGCAGGUUGCAUAUGAAAGGGAGACCUGAUGUGCGAGCACUGUAAGAUAUUCCCCUCACUGGAUGGAGCCGCUCUGGGAAGAGCAGGUUUCAAGUUCCCUCCCUGGCUUCUCCAAGAUUGGGCUGAGAGAGAUUCCUGCCUGCAACCUUGGAGAAGCCACUGCCAGUCUGUGAAGACAAUAUUGAGCUAGAUAGACCAAUUGUCUGACUCAGUAUAAGGCAGCUUCUUAUGUUCCUAAAUUAAAAAGGCAAUACUGUGUUUGACAUCCUUGAAUGUUUUGGUGCCAAAUUCCUUAUUGUGGCUUACAAAACAUGAGUAGGUCAUAAUUUUAAUUGGUUUUGGUGAUAUACAUAAUUAUAAAAUUUAUUAGCAAAGGAAUUUGACGAGAUUUUUUUAAAGAUAAAGUUUAUGAAAUACCUUGUU